AUGCCUAUCAAGGGAAAGAUCAACUUCGAAGAAGCUUUCGAGCUGCCCGCUUUGGCCGACUCAAGUCGUGAUCAGGCAGCCCUUUACAUUGCGCCCAAAGACCUUGAUCGAUAUCUUGACCAUAUUAAACAUCCUGUUGGCGAGCGCCUCGACUUGGCAAAUAGUCAUGGAAUAGGAUAUACUAUUUACUCAUAUACGGUUCCUGGCAUUCAGGGUAUCGCAGAUAAAGCGAAAGCCGAGAAGCACGCCACAGAUGUCAAUAAUUGGAUUGCGAACGAAAUUAAGGAUCACCGUGACCAACUCGGAGCAUUUGCUGCGCUCUCAAUGCAUGAUCCUGUCCAAGCCGGUAAUGAACUUGAGCGCUGCGUCAAGCAAUUUGGCUUCCAUGGUGCUCUCCUAAACAAUUUUCAGCACUCGGGACCGGACGGCGAGACAUAUCUCUACUACGAUCAACCCGCUUACGACGUGUUUUGGGAAAAAUGUGUUGAGCUAGAUGUGCCUAUCUACUUGCACCCGUCCGCUGCUGCCGGAAACUACUACAACCAAGUGUGGGCUCAGCGAAAGUAUCUUAUCGGCCCACCUCUUAGCUUUGCAAACGAUGUGUCAGUCCACAUCAUGGGUCUUAUCACCAACGGCGUCUUCGAUAGACAUCCCAAGGCUAAGUUGCUCGUUGGUCAUCUCGGGGAACAUCUUCCCUUUGACUUUUGGCGUACGAAUCACUGGCUCGAGGAUGUCGAGCGUCCCCUUGCUUCUAGCAGAGGCGAUACUAUGAGCCAGAAGCCUCUGCUUCAUUACUUCAAGAACAAUAUAUGGGUUACCACCAGCGGUCACUUUUCAACGCAGACCGUGAAGUAUGUUGCUGAUUAUCUGGGACCUGAGCGCAUCAUUUUCAGCAUUGAUACGCCUUAUGAGACAGUUCAGAACGGGGCGGGUUGGUUUGAUGGUGAUGAAAAAGCAUUGGCGGAGGCUCUUGGCGGCGCAGAGGGAUACAAGAAGGUUGCUUGCGAUAAUGCUAAGAAAAUUUUCAAGCUUACCAAAUACCAUAAUAGCGAUGUGUAAGUAAUCUAGCUCUUUAACAGAGCGGAAGGCAAUUGCAAUAUUAUAUAUAUAGUGGGAUAGUAUAAUUAGUUACAGCUACUAAGAGUUUUUAACAGGUUACAGGUUUAAAUCCUAUCUACCUUAUAUAAUCUUACUUAAUAAAAGAUUAGUAACUGUAGUUGCAGCAGAGAGUUUUAAUUUAAAAUAUUAGCUGUU
This is a messenger RNA of Trichoderma virens Gv29-8, 1254 nucleotides long. RefSeq lists its product as uncharacterized. The record is from RefSeq and is a predicted model, not a curated record. The transcript has a single exon. Gene Ontology annotation, biological process: secondary metabolic process. Gene Ontology annotation, molecular function: carboxy-lyase activity; hydrolase activity. NCBI's taxonomy places the organism in Eukaryota, Fungi, Ascomycota, Sordariomycetes, Hypocreales, Hypocreaceae. Gene Ontology annotation, cellular component: cytoplasm; cytosol. The coding region runs from base 1 to 1059 and encodes 352 amino acids.